Vidua macroura (Pin-tailed whydah) is the source of this 2487-nucleotide messenger RNA. RefSeq names its product peter pan homolog (gene PPAN). Gene Ontology annotation, molecular function: rRNA binding. Gene Ontology annotation, biological process: rRNA processing; ribosomal large subunit assembly. The record is from RefSeq and is a predicted model, not a curated record. Lineage: Eukaryota; Metazoa; Chordata; Aves; Passeriformes; Viduidae. Gene Ontology annotation, cellular component: preribosome, large subunit precursor.
AUGUAUUUUUCCCCCCCCAGAGCCGUUUCCAGCGGUUUGCAGCGGGCUCGUGCCCGGCAGCGCUCCCUGCGGGAAUUCUCCUCCGCCCCUCAUUCCUUCGUGUUCCCGGCCAGCCGUUUCCAGCGGGCUCAGCGGGCUCGGGCCCGGCAGCGCUUGCAGGAAUUCUCCUCCGCCCCGCACUCCUUCGUGUUCCCGCGCGGCCGCGCCGGGCGGAGCCUCCGGAGCCUCUGCCGGACCUCCGGAGGGGUCCUGGAGCCCUUCACGGCCAGGAACCUGCAGGUGCGCCGGAGCAAUUCCCUGCGGGAUCUGGUGGCCGUGGCCGGGCCCUUGGGGGUCUCCCAGUUCCUGGUGCUGAGCAAAUCCCAAACCGGGAUCAACAGAAAAUUUUCCGGGCUGCCGGGGGGUCCCACCCUGACCUUCAAAGUGCUGCAGUACUCCCUGGUGCGGGACGUGGUGUCGGCGCUGCGCAGGCACCGCAUGCACGAGCAGCAGUUCCGCCACCCUCCCCUGCUGGUGCUGGGCGGUUUCGGGGCGCGGGCGCGGCCGGAGCUGGCGCUGAUGGCCGGGAUGUUCCAGGGGAUGUUCCCGGCCCUCAACGUCCACAAGGUCAACCUGAACUCCAUCCGCCGCUGUUUGCUGAUCUCCUACGACGCCGAGGCGCAGCUCCUGGAAUUGCGGCACUACAGUGUCCAGGUGGUGCCCGUGGGGCUCAGCCGAGGCCUCCGGAAAAUUCUCCAGGAGAAAUUCCCGAACCUGGCCAGGAUGGACGACGUCAGCCAGCUGCUCACGGGGGACGUUGUCCUGUCCGAGAGCGAGGCGGAGCCGGACGGGUCCCAGAACGUUCUGGAACUGCCCCAGAACUGCGCCGGGCGCGGCAACGCCGUGACGCAACAGAGCGCCGUGAGGCUGACAGAGAUCGGGCCCCGUCUGACGCUGCAGCUGCUGAAGGUGGAGGAGGGGCUGGGCCAGGGCAACGUCCUGUACCACGGCCUGGCCCCCAAAGGUGAGGCGGAGGUGCGGGAGCUGCUGGCCCGGCGCGAGCGGCGGCUGCAGGUGAGGGCGGAGCGGCGCCGGGAGCAGGAGCAGAACCUGGAGCGGAAACGGCAGCAGCGGGAACGGCACAGGCAGCGCAGCCUGGCCGGGAUGGGCCGGGCCGCAGGUGCCACAGGUGCCUCAGGUGCCGCAGGUGUGCCAGGAGGUGACAGCGACGCCGAGGACCCCGGCGCACCUGAGGCAGGUGAGGCCGAGCCGUCGGACGAGGACGAGGCCGAGUAUUACAGACAGGAGCUGGGGGAGGAGCCUGACACAGAUUUGUUCCCUGGUCACUCCAAGAGGAAGCGAAGCCCCUCGGCCGCGCCCCGAGCGCGGAAACGACGGAAGAGGAGCCCAAAAUCCACACCUGGAACCCCAAAAUCCACACCUGGAACCCCAAAAUCCCACCCUGGAUCCCAAAAAUUCACACCUGGAACCCGAAAAUCCACACCUGGAUCCCAAAAAUCCACAUCUGGAACCCGAAAAUCCCAUCCUGGAUCACAAAAAUUCACACCUGGAACCCCAAAAUCCACACCUGGAACCCCAAAAUCCGCACCUGGAUCCCAAAAAUCCCACCCUGGAUCCCAAAAAUCCGGCCCAAGACAUCCCAAAAACCCCAAAUCCCACCCCAGGAAAACUGGGACCCCCAAAUCCCAACAGGAAACCCCAAAAUCCCAACCUGGAACCUCCAGAUCCCACCCGGGAAAUCCCAAAAAUCCCAAAUCCCACCCCAAAAACGCCAAAUCCCACCUGGGAAAUCCCAAAAAUCCCAAAUCCCAUCCAGGAAAUCCCAAAAAUCCCAAAUCCCACCCAGGAAAUCCAAAAUCCCACCUGGGAAAUCCCCAAAAUCCCAAAUCCCACCCCAAAAACCCCAAAUCCCGCCGUGGGAAGCUCCUGAGCCCCCGGAAAAUCCCGAAUUUCCCACGGAAAAAGAAAAACUGAGAGGGGGGAAGAAAAAAAAAAUUGGGAAUUCGGGACCCCCCUGAUCCCCCAGGGAUUGGGAAUUUGGGGUCUCUGGGACGGAUUUUGGGGUCCAACGGAAUUUUGGGAUUUUCCAGAAGAAUUUUGGGAUCCCCAAGAGGAAUUUUGGGAUUUCCAAGGGGAAUUUUGGGAUCCCCAAGAGGAAUUUUUUGGGUUCACAGGGGAAUUUUGGGAUCCCCCCCUGCUGAGGAUUUUGGGAUUUCCAGAAGAAUUUUGGGAUCCCCCAAAUCCAGGGGAGACCACCCCAAAAAAUGGAGAAAAAAACCCAAAAAAAAAAGGGGGAAAAAAAACUCCAAAAAUGAGGAAAAAAAAAAAACCCAAAAAUGGGGAAAAAAACCCAAAAAUGGGGGCAGAAUCCCAAAAAAAAAAACCCCAGUGGGGAUUUCAGGAAUUCCCAGGAAUCCUCGAGGCCGGAAUUCCGGGUUGGAAAUUUGGGAAUUGUGGCAGGAAUAAAAGUUGCAUCCAGCCCAGGAA